This is a messenger RNA of Scheffersomyces stipitis CBS 6054, 2226 nucleotides long. RefSeq lists its product as uncharacterized. The transcript has a single exon. The record is from RefSeq and is a predicted model, not a curated record. Bases 1 to 2226 code for a protein of 741 amino acids. Gene Ontology annotation, molecular function: ubiquitin-ubiquitin ligase activity. Gene Ontology annotation, cellular component: ubiquitin ligase complex. Gene Ontology annotation, biological process: protein monoubiquitination; protein polyubiquitination. NCBI's taxonomy places the organism in Eukaryota, Fungi, Ascomycota, Pichiomycetes, Serinales, Debaryomycetaceae.
AUGAACUUGCAAUCGCAGUUUUCAGGAAUAUCCAUUAGUCCAAUAGUAAGCGCAGGCGAAGAAGACGAAUUGAUAAACAAUAUUUUGCCUUCUUACCACAUGUACCAGCUGACUAUCUCCAAGAACUUGACCCCGACCGAUGAAAAUUUCAGAGUGGAUCCACCCAUAUACGAGGUUAGCCCUGUGACUACUUCCAAUACAUUAAAUAGUCUGUCAUUAUUUGGCUUUCAAACACCGAUGAAUGAGUCUGUGAACAACAGCGUAGAAGCAUUCCCGUUGUCCAUCACUGAAUCCCUGACUUUCAACGAAGAGUCGGCUCAGGUUUGGGAGAACACCAUCUUGGCAAACGCUCACAAAUUGCCUAACUUGACCAAGACCAAUAAUGCUGUCAGCUCCAACUUGGAAGUGAAAAUCACUGUCACGGAAAAAGUGUGUCAAGUUGGUAUGAAACCAACAGUUAUCGAUCCAUCCAAUAAAGAAUUCAGACAAGGUGACUAUAUCCACGGUUAUGUCACCAUAGUCAACAAGUCAGAUAAACCAAUUCUGUUUGAUAUGGUAUACAUUGUAUUUGAAGGAGUUAUAACUGUGCUUGACAAUAACAAGGGAUUCCUCGACUCAGAAAAUCCAGUCAACGUUUUUAAAUUUUUGAACAUGACCGAUUUGUAUGCUUCAUGGACAUACGCAAAUAUUGAUAGACUUGUAACCGAUAACGGGGACCCGCACGAUUGGUGUGAAGGUGAAACUGACCCUUACGAUAAUACAGCAUUAUCCAUAGAUGUGAAGCGUUUAUUUCAACCGGGAGUAACAUAUAAGAGAUUCUUCACCUUUAGAGUUCCGCAAAAGUUGUUGGAUGAUAUCUGUGAGCCACACAGCUUGAGUAGACAUACGGAUGUUCCUCCCAGUAUAGGCAUACCUAGAGGUCUAAUUGCACCUUCACUCCUUUUGGCUAAUAGAGAGUCACAGAUCCGUGAUAUGGCAUUUAUAGAUACUUGCAUAAGUUACAGUGUUGAUGCCAGAGUCAUUGGAAAGUCAUCCGAUUAUAAUUACGAAACUCACGACAGCAGGGAUCGAUAUAUUAUAGCUAAAGAGGCUACGUGUCCCAUUAGAGUGAUACCUACUACAAACUUAGAGUACGAAUGUAACCCUAAGGCAAUGAUACAAGAGGCGGGAUUAUACUACAAAGCAUUUGUCGAUUCCAUUGUUUCUAAGAUUGAAUAUGGCAAUGACCUUACGAAUGCUUCGACAAACCCUCGGACCUUGAAUCUACAAGCAUUGACCCCAGUGGGAUCCCGAGAUUCAAAUCACAAGUUGCGUCAACUAUAUGACGUGGCUGAUAUGUCCAUAAAACACAAUUUGAAAAAGAAUAGAAAACAAUUUGCUGAUGAUAUUUAUCAAUUUACAACGUCGUUCAAAAAGAAGUCUCUCACCGGAUCUGUCAAAGUUUUGGGGAUUGUGUCAUUGUCUACGCCAAAGGAACAUUAUAGUAUAUCGUAUGUCCCUCCAAUUAAAUUUAGAGAACCUGGUAAAAAGUACAACACCACGAUACUGGUUCCCAUAGAAUUGUCAUACUUCGUUGAAGGAUCAAAUACUUCAAAGGUUGUCUUCCCUGAAAUCAAAUCCUUGCAAUCUGAGCUUGUUGUAUUUUCUGUCAGAUCAAAAAAACAUUGUUUCCCAUUUGAAUUCACACAUGAGAUGUGUUUCAAAGAUGAAAAUAUUGACUCGUCGAAGAAGAAUGAGCCUGAUAAUUUUGAUCUGAUUAUAGUAAAGCCGUUCCAGGGGUACAUUAACGAAAUCCAGAAUCUAAUCAAGAACGUCAGUAACGAAGUCUUGAGAUUCGAAACGCAAAUGUACAAAGAUAUCAGAAGUGUGUCGGCCCUGAGUACGAAGUAUAUUAACUUGUCAAUUCCCGAUUUCGAAUUACAUUCAAAGUCGUCGAAAUCCAGUGGAAACCAUGCACUGGUUAAGACAAUUCCAUGGGAAUCUGAACGUAUUGAGCAGGAAGACCACUUGCUUUAUUCCAAAAAAUUCGAUGUCACCCUUGACCUUAAUAGCUGUCAUUUGAAGGGACCUGACAACAAGCACAACAGGGGAUUCGACUAUCUCACUUUGGUUCCUAGUUUCCAGACUUGUCUUAUGGCUAGAAUGUACUACAUAAAAAUUGUCAUCAAGAUGGUUAGUGGAGACUCUCUUGUGGUUCAUGUUCCUUUGACAGUAGACAAUUAUUAA